UGUCUACGUGCUAAAUGCUGUUAAACUCGAGGAGUGGUGGCCACUUUCACUUAUACACCUCUAGUCAGCAGCUGUUUCAAGUCCAUUACUAGUUCUGUGUUAUUUGGCCACAAACAAGAUGAAAACAAUACCAUUAGUUUUUUUUACGUAUGUAUCUAUUUAUAUGGCGCUUUUAAUAUUAGAAGAAGCCACCCCCGUUGCUGCACAAGAACCCUCUAUUGAACUACCUGUAGAACUUAUCGGAUUCCCAGUGAUUAUAAUAGCAGUUAGAUUAUCUAAUUUUGUGAAGAAGCUCGCAUAUUCACUAAACCCGAGAACUUACACAGGUCGUGUUCGAAGAGCAGCAAUAGCGUCCUCCGAUGAAAUGAUCGACAUGAUCGAAGCCGAGAAAAGAUUAGUUUUAGAACUCGGCGAAAAUGUUUGCAUUUACACGAAAGUUUGUUUACAUCACGCAGAGAAGGCAAGUAAAGCUAAAGGAAGGCGAGAAAUGGUCGUAGAUUGGGACGAGAUUUUCAGUAACUACAAAUCGACUAAAGAAAAGCAGAAAGAGUUCUACCUGUUGAGCGUAUUUCUGGGAGAUUUUAUUGCUUCGCCACGAUUUUGCAAUCAGUUAGCCAAAAGGGGGCGUGCUUGUGUUGACUGAUGAAGAGAUGAUG
Tribolium castaneum (red flour beetle) is the source of this 656-nucleotide messenger RNA. RefSeq lists its product as uncharacterized. The transcript has 3 exons. The coding region runs from base 119 to 643 and encodes 174 amino acids. NCBI's taxonomy places the organism in Eukaryota, Metazoa, Arthropoda, Insecta, Coleoptera, Tenebrionidae. The record is from RefSeq and is a predicted model, not a curated record.